This is a messenger RNA of Prunus mume (Japanese apricot), 832 nucleotides long. RefSeq lists its product as uncharacterized. The record is from RefSeq and is a predicted model, not a curated record. NCBI's taxonomy places the organism in Eukaryota, Viridiplantae, Streptophyta, Magnoliopsida, Rosales, Rosaceae.
AGGAGAAACUUAAUUCGACCAAAAAUAAUUGUCACUAGGUCAAUGUGCAGGGUGCACUCCAUUCCCACAGCGUCUUCCCCUUCCCUUCGUACUCUGUACGGAUCCUCUGGGCAACCCAUUAAAAAGCUUCCUUGCCAUGGCUUCUUCAAAGAAAUGGGCAAGCAUCAUAUCUUCCAUUGCUUCAUGUGUAUAUUUCCUUGUCAUUAUCCUUCAAGUUCCUCUUUUCAGGGUCCCCUGCACAGCUGGAAUAUGCAGAACACCAAUAGAGGUAACAUCCUCACAGUUAAUUGCAUGUGAACUUUUCCCUUUAGUUGUAGUGAAAGCCUUACUUUACCCUGGGGCCUUUGCAAAUGCAUUGAUAAAAAACAGACCAAUCCCAAGCUAUGAUAGCGUGAAAUUGUAUAACUUCACCAAUGUGAAGGCAGCUGAUGCAAUCUCUGAGCUCCAGCGCCUAGAGGUUCUUGCUGGAAGCUACUUAUCAGUGGCAGGAGCACUUUUAGGUCUCAUUAAACCGGGGAGAAUGAGCCUUUGCGGUAUGCUUCUGAUCAUAUGGGGCUUAGUUAGGGAGAUCAUUUUGAGAAAAUCAACUAGCACAACUCAUGUGUAUAUCUACCCUGCAAUGUCAAUUGCCCUGUUUUCUGCCUUCUUGUCUAUAACAAAGGAUGUAAGGAGGAUAAUUCGUAGUUGCAGACAUCCGCGGAAUGUAAAAGCAAAACUGUUUUAAGCCUGCCUUCGAAAUUCAGAAUUUUUUUUAAAUCUUCUUUCAGUUGUAUCCUUCCUUUUUUACCCCCAUGAAAAGGACUACUUGAUGUAAAUGAAUCUUUAUCUUUCU